Molecule: messenger RNA, 2940 nt
Organism: Vollenhovia emeryi
Lineage: Eukaryota; Metazoa; Arthropoda; Insecta; Hymenoptera; Formicidae
Gene: GTPBP1
Product: GTP-binding protein 1
Exons: 12
Coding region: 548-2476 (642 amino acids)
Biological process (GO): translational elongation
Molecular function (GO): GTPase activity; GTP binding; translation elongation factor activity
Source: RefSeq, a predicted model, not a curated record
UGUUAUAUAUUCGAGACAGCAAGCUAUUUUUUUUUCUUCGUGCCUUCCCCGCCGACCUCUGCGAUCCUUGAGCGAGGAAUCGGGAUCGUACGAUCGGCGAUCGCGUUGCGCCGAAUGAGGCAAUGAAUCGAGCCGCGUGAAUUAUCCGGCUGAUGAAAUCCUGGGGGGGUCAAUCUUGCAAUAUAGCGAGGCCUGAUCUACGAUGUGCUUUCUGCGUCUAGAGGCAUCCCACUUCACGCGAACGGAUGAAAACGCUUCGAAAAUUUGUCAACGAUGCACGAUUAUACAAUGCGUAAUGUGACGAGGAUGGGCUGGAGCGUCUGAGCGUCGGAUCUCGUCCGUGGGUGCAAGCGAAAACAAAUCCCAAGUGCCACAGUUAUGUACACGCGAGCGGCCUAUGGAAAGCGAUUCGGAUUCAAGUACUGGAAAAUGUCCGAUGCGUGCAUACAGAAGCGAUAGAUAAUCGGUGACGAGCAGCCGCGCGAGGAAGUACACGGGCAGCAACACCGCUGCGAACUCACCGGGCCGCGCCACUGCUGGACACACUAUGUCGGGCGCAGGGCCCAUCAUCUCGCAAACCAUCGCCCACCUGCCGGAGAAGGAGCACGGGCCUGUCCCGACUGUAGAUUACUCUAGCAUCAGAGGCAAGAAUGUCUUGGUCAGUCCAUCCGAGGAUCAGUACGAACUGUUGCUGAGGAGGCUGAGGGAGAGGAUUCAGGAUGGAGGCAGCGAGACGAUCUUUGACAUCGGCAUCGCUGAAGACGGAUCCGAGGAUGGAUUGAAGGAAGACGAGUACGAAGCGUCGGUUGCCACUUUGCAGUCACUCGCUGCGACACUGGAGGCAGAUUGCGUGCUUCUACGUCAGAGUAAAGCGGAUCACGGUCUAACGGGGCAGUAUCUGGUGAGAAGACGUUUAGAUCGACAGGAUUUCUUAGAGAUCAGGGUCGCUGUAGUCGGUAAUGUGGAUGCUGGUAAAUCUACCCUAUUGGGAGUACUGACUCACGGUGAACUUGACAAUGGACGAGGAUUGGCGCGUCAGAAGUUAUUCCGCCACAAGCACGAGGCUGAAACGGGGCGGACUAGCUCUGUGGGGAAUGAUAUACUCGGAUUCGAUAGCGUCGGUAACGUAGUGAAUAAACCCGAGCACGGGUCGUUGGAUUGGGUGAAGAUAUGCGAAAAAUCCUCCAAAGUAAUAACAUUCAUUGAUCUCGCUGGUCACGAGAGAUAUUUGAAGACUACUGUGUUUGGAAUGACGGGACAUGCUCCGGAUUUCGGUAUGCUAAUGAUCGGAGCAAACGCCGGGAUUGUGGGGAUGACUAAAGAACAUUUGGGGCUUGCCUUAGCGUUGUCCGUACCGGUGUUCGUUGUCGUGACGAAAAUCGACAUGUGCCCGCCGAAUGUUCUGCAGGAAAAUUUGAAGCUGUUGAUAAGGAUUCUGAAGUCUCCCGGCUGCAGGAAGGUCCCGGUUACAGUGAAGACCCCCGACGACGUGGUAGUUAGCGCUACUAAUUUUGUUUCAGAACGAUUGUGCCCAAUAUUUCAAGUGUCCAACGUGUCCGGCGAAAAUCUGAGUCUUCUCAAGAUGUUUCUCAAUUUAUUGACUGCGAGAAUUACUAGUCACGAUGAUGAACCUGCUGAGUUUCAAAUAGACGACACAUAUUCCGUACCAGGAGUCGGUACAGUAGUGUCCGGUACAACUUUAAAGGGUAUCAUAAAGUUAAACGACACGUUGCUAUUAGGACCCGAUCCGCUGGGUCGUUUUACACCUAUUACCGUCAAGAGUAUCCAUCGGAAGAGGAUGCCUGUUCGCGAAGUGAGAGGUGGACAGACAGCUAGCUUUGCCCUGAAAAAGAUUAAACGUUCGCACAUUCGCAAGGGCAUGGUAAUGGUCGCGCCCGCGCUUAAUCCACAGGCCUGUUGGGAGUUCGAGGGUGAAAUUUUGGUGCUGCAUCAUCCCACGACAAUUAGCUCCCGUUAUCAAGCAAUGGUGCACUGCGGCAGUAUAAGGCAAACUGCUUCUAUACUGUCGAUGUCCCAGGAUUGUCUGAGAACAGGCGACAAAGCCUUAGUACAUUUUAGAUUUAUCAAACAUCCCGAGUAUAUAAAGCCUGGGCAGAGAAUGGUCUUCAGAGAGGGUCGUACUAAAGCAGUAGGAAAUGUAGUGAAGCUCAUACCGCAUUCGAAUAGUAUAACUACGCAGGCGUCCAGAAUUAAUAAGCCGAAUAAAACAUCACAGAGUCGGCAGAACACAAGCAUACAGACAUUGGAAUUGACCGAAACUGAUUCGAUGAUUGAGGCACAAACGGCUAAACAGGAGAAUAUGCCGCAGAAAUCUGGGCCGAAUCAGAAUAAGAAAGGUAGAGGUCGAAGAGGAGGACGAUCUCAUAAUGCUAUCAACAAUAUUCAGCCUUUAACCGAGCAAAAUCCUCCUGCAAAAGUAUUCAUGCAGAUGAAAUCAGCAUCAGGAAAUACAUGACAUACGUCCCCAUCUCUAUAAUAUACAGUGUAUGAACACACAUACAUUUGUACAAGAGAUCGUGCGAACUCCUUUUAUCAACGCUUCUAGAAUUUACAAAUAAGACUUGAAGUAUGGCCAAUGCCGUGUAUAUCAUAAUAAUCCCUCUUGUACGAUAAUUCUAUGAAGAGAAUAUAAUCACAUAUACUUCGUUCUACCUUGUAAUACAUUUUGCAACUUCAAGCAGAGAUGUAUCAUACUAUAUUUCAAAUAUAAAGAGAAAAUUUUCCAUUGUAUCAGACGUAUCUAUUCCCUGAUAAGCACUGACGUGCUGCUGACUGUGGAGAAGGUUCGUUUCUUUCGCAAAUUUAAGUCAUUUCUAUAUAAUUGAGCAUACAAUUGGGCACUUAUUUACAAUAUAAAUUAUACACGUUGCGAAAAUGUGAUUCGAAAUGUACUAAAUAAAUGAAAAUCUUGUUUUACUA